AGCCCUUUUUCACCUAUUCUGCAACCGUGAUCCGUCGCGCUUACCGAAACUGCACGAUAUAGUUUCCACCGCUCGCCGUCCUAGAAUUACCGCCGGCGACUCUUUCACCUUUUGGGGAACAAAAUACUCCUAUGGAGUUCGAAGGAUUUCCUCCUCAAAUCGCCGACCAGCUCCACUACUUACUCAAUCACUCUCCUGAUUCCAUCAAGAUCGAAAGUGUCUGCUCCGGUAACAAAUUUAAUCCGAAGAUCCUCGAUAGGUUUACUUUGGUGAUACCUUACUGUCUGGAAACGAUCAAAUGGGAUGUUAUAUACAAUUCAGAAUAUGCAGCUACUCCUCCGGAUUUCAUAUUUGGGCCAGAUGAUGAAGGUUUUAUGCCAUGUAGCAGCACUAUUGCACCUGAUGAUGGUCAGACAUCAUUACUAGAGAAGGCUUUGUCUGAGUGGAACAACGAGGACUCGACGAGGUUACUUGUUCUCAUCCAAGGGUUGAGGGAUCGAUAUGUGGCCUACCAAAGAAGCCGUGUGGGUCAAGUUGAUGAUGAUCGCGUGAAGUUUGAGAUUAGCACCGUUUUAACUCGCAAGGGUAUUGAAAUGCAAAUGACGUCAGGAGUUGACAAGCCAGAGGAGGUCAAGUUUGCAGUACCUCUUGUGAUGGAUAUGAGCAUUAACAAACUUGUGGUUGGGUGCCCUUGGAAGCAUGAGCAGAAGAUUUAUCUUCAGGUAGUAUACCCGAUUCUUCGAAAAAUUGAAUCAGCACCUUCGGCACCUCGUCUGAGAUUAGUAUCAUCUUCUGAUUUAAGAUCGCUAUUUUCUGUUGAGGAUGUUAAACUUCCUCCAUGGAUUGACGGGAUGUGCUUGGCUGAAUAUCUUCCCCAUCUCGAAGAAACCCUUGAGAGACAAAUCCUGGAAGCUGUUUCUGAAAUUUUCUUAAGGAGGAGUUUUGUUGAGGCAUUGACUCCUUUUCUUGGAAGACCUCUUGAAGCUGAUCCUACAUUUUGCACUAAGGCUUCGUUCCUUGCUGCCUCGGGACCAUUUACUUUCGUGGUUCACUUCUUCUUUUCAAACCAAUUUCCAAAGCAACAACCAACUCUAAUGCUCCAGAGUUGUCAGCAUCUAAACCAAUUUAGUGUGCCGGUAAAAUCAAGUCUUCUUACCGAGUACCCUUGGAGUCCAAGAUGGGAAGUGGGGCGCAUGGCUGAGCGACUUUGUGACUUCCUGACCGACGAGGCUAUGAACUUCAAAAAAUAUUGUAACGAAGCUAUGCUCUGAAUGUCUAUUGAUAAAGUGCGACUAACUCCUACUGAUAUGUUAACUCAAAUGGAGUACUUUUCUGCUUGACUUCAAGGAUUGAAAGCGUUUCUUCUCAAUUUCAACAAGUUGUUGCUUGACUUUAGCAUUCAUUAGCUCUGCUUUCUUUUGUGAGUCAUAAGAGUUUCGAAUUUUACAGGCGUCAGUUGCAUAUUUAGAUAGUGAGUGAAGAGAAUGAAGAAGGGGUUAGGGUUUGGAUGAGUUUGAAGUAAUGAAGUUCUCUAGAAUUAAAGUCAUUGGUUUACUGUUGCUUUUGUGUAUGUAUUCAUCGAUUACUGACAAUAAUGAAGACAACUCCAAAGAGCUCUUAGCCUUAGGUGGAAUAGACUAUUUAGAUGAUUUAACGUUUUGUAGUCAAUGAGGGUAACAAAACUAGAUUCUU
Messenger RNA from Eutrema salsugineum, 1692 nucleotides. RefSeq names its product BRISC and BRCA1-A complex member 2. Gene Ontology annotation, cellular component: BRISC complex; BRCA1-A complex. NCBI's taxonomy places the organism in Eukaryota, Viridiplantae, Streptophyta, Magnoliopsida, Brassicales, Brassicaceae. The record is from RefSeq and is a predicted model, not a curated record. The coding region runs from base 132 to 1271 and encodes 379 amino acids. The transcript is spliced from 13 exons. Gene Ontology annotation, biological process: double-strand break repair.